This is a messenger RNA of Microthlaspi erraticum, 2925 nucleotides long. Lineage: Eukaryota; Viridiplantae; Streptophyta; Magnoliopsida; Brassicales; Brassicaceae. The record is from the annotation of a GenBank genome assembly.
AUGGACGUCGCUGAAGCUCCAUGGCGUCGAAUUCCUCAACUUUCCGUUUCUUCACGCGCCUCCUGGCUCAUUACUCCCGGAAUUCCUGUUUCUUCAUGCAUGUUCUCUCAUAUCGAGCGUGGAAAGAGGUUUAGGGUCAUAUUGUGCUUUGGGGUCUCUCGUUUUCGUGCAAGGUCUGCUAUUCUAAGCGCACAACAAGAGCAGCCAGCUAGGCUUCGCAAAGGACUCUGCGAGGUUGUUUGGAUCGUGGAAGCUGACCUGGCAUCCAAUGAACAUCUCUACGUUACUGGAGAUCCUACGGCUUUAGGUGGCUGGGAUCCAGACUGCGCGGUUUCAAUGUAUCCUACUGGGAAUGAUAAUGAAUGGGAAGCUAAAGUCAAGAUUGCUUCUGGUAUGAAUUUCAGGUAUAACUAUUUUAUAAAACCUGGAUACGAGUCUUCAUUUGACGUCAUCUGGAGACCAGGGCCACAGUUCUCGUUGUCAGUACCUUCUUCUGCGAAUCGAGAAGGAAAAGUUGUUAUAAGGGAUUCAUGGAUGAGUGUUUCCUCUGAAUCACAAGAAUCCUUUGUAUGGGGUUCUUGGAUCAAUGAUGGUUACCUCUUACCAAAUUCUGUGACUUCAGGUCAUCAUAGCGAAGAUGAUAGUGCUACAGAAGUCUCAAGAGCACUUUUGAAUGAUAAACAGUCAGAAGAUGAAUCUUUCUUCUUUGAUGAGAUUGAGAAUGCAGCCUUUUCGUCAGAGAGCUCGAAGUUCAGUGUGUUAUUCUCUGACAAUUAUCAGCCUGUUGAGGAACCGUGGUUUCUUCAGGCAAGGAUUACAGAAACCGAUAGCAAACAAGUUGUUGAAAGUUGUGACGAAACUGAAAACAACUUGGAUACUGAUGAGGAAGAUCACCAGCUGACUGAGACUCUCUUACCUGACGAUGAAUUUUUCCAACCAGAAUCUGUUUCCACUACGAUACUGAUCAACUCUUCUGUAUGUACCGUGCAAAGGAUUGCUGUCAUGGAUGGUGAGAAGCUGGUGGAGUUAUUGUUGGAACCAGUUAAGACGAACGUGCAGUGUGACAGUGUUUACCUGGGCGUAGUCACUAAGUUUGUGCCCCAUAUGGGUGGUGCGUUUGUGAAUAUCGGAAGUUCUAGACAUUCUUUCAUGGACAUUAAGCCAAAUAGGGAGCCAUUCAUAUUCCCUCCAUUCUGUGAUGGAUCAGUGAAGCAAGCAGCUGAUGGCUCUCGGUUAAUCUCCGUUAGCGACAUCCCAGCUCCGCAUGAUACUGAACACUCCUCCUAUGACUAUGAAGCCAGUAGUUUACUAGACAUUGAUUCGAAUGACCCUGGGGAAUCUUUUCAUGACGAUGACGAAGAUCAUGAAAAUGAGGAGUAUCAUGUCUCGGAUCCUCUAGCUGGACUAGUUAAUGGAACUGUAGUGAGCCAUGGUGAAGCGGAAGGAGAUGAGCAACAUCUUGAAGUUGGGUCUGAGAAUGGCUUUGCGAAAAACUCUAAGGGUAUGUCGUCGAGAGAUAACAAGUGGAUUCAAGUCCGGAAAGGCACCAAGAUAAUUGUGCAAGUUGUUAAAGAGGGACUCGGUACGAAAGGUCCAACUCUUACUGCUUACCCGAAACUGAGAAGCAGAUUCUGGGUGUUAAUGACUCGUUGCAAACGAAUUGGAGUCUCGAAAAAAAUCUCGGGUGUGGAGAGGACCCGGUUAAAAGUAAUAGCGAAAACAUUGCAGCCUCAGGGUUUUGGCCUGACUGUAAGGACUGUAGCUGCUGGCCAUUCUCUAGAAGAGCUUCAGAAAGACUUGGAAGGUCUGCUUUUAACCUGGAAGACCAUUACGGAAGAAGCAAAAUCCGCAUCCCUUGCUGCAGAUGAAGGUGUGGAAGGAGCCAUCCCCGCGCUGCUACAUAGAGCAAUGGGUCAAACACUCUCAGUUGUGCAAGACUAUUUCAAUGACAAGGUUGAGAAGAUGGUGGUUGACUCUCCCAGGACGUACCACGAGGUCACAAACUACCUGCAAGAUAUGGCACCUGAUCUUUGUGAUCGAGUGGAAUUGCAUGAUAAGGGUAUCCCUCUUUUUGAUUUGUACAACAUUGAGGAGGAGAUAGAAGGUAUUCUCAGUAAAAGAGUUCCGCUUCCCAAUGGAGGUUCUCUAGUGAUUGAACAAACCGAGGCGUUGGUUUCUAUUGAUGUGAACGGAGGACAUGGAAUGUUUGGUCAGGGUAACUCACAGGAGAAAGCUAUUUUCGAAGUUAACCUUACUGCUGCCAGACAAAUUGCAAGGGAGAUUCGGCUAAGAGAUAUAGGGGGUAUCAUUGUGGUCGAUUUCAUCGACAUGGAAGAUGAGUCUAAUAGAAGACUCGUUUACGAAGAGGUAAAGAAAGCAGUGGAGAAAGAUAGGUCACUGGUAAAAGUCUCAGAGCUAUCUAGACAUGGACUCAUGGAAAUAACAAGAAAAAGGGUUCGGCCGAGUGUAACAUUCAUGAUCAGUGAACCAUGUUCUUGCUGUCACGCAACUGGUAGAGUUGAGGCACUGGAGACUUCCUUUUCAAAAAUUGAACAAGAGAUUUGUCGACAGCUCGCAAAGAUGGAGAAUAGAGGACACCUGGAAAACCCCAAGUCUUGGCCAAGAUUCAUAUUGCGUGUGGACAGUCAUAUGUCAAGCUUCUUGACUACAGGGAAGAGGACGCGGCUCGCAAUCCUCAGUAGUUCCCUGAAAGUAUGGAUUCUCUUAAAGGUUGCUAGACAUUUCACCAGAGGAACCUUUGAGGUUAAACCGUUCAUGGAUGAGAAGACUGUGAACGAAAGACAGCAUCAAGUUGCCAUUUCACUGCUCAAGAAAGCUGACGCCAUUUCAGACUCCUCAGGCAAGAAGAAGCUCACUCUUAUUCCGAUUAAGAAGGACAAAACCAGAGGAAAACAAAGACGAUGA